Molecule: messenger RNA, 2775 nt
Organism: Paramacrobiotus metropolitanus
Lineage: Eukaryota; Metazoa; Tardigrada; Eutardigrada; Parachela; Macrobiotidae
Product: long-chain-fatty-acid--CoA ligase 5-like
Exons: 9
Coding region: 465-2510 (681 amino acids)
Biological process (GO): long-chain fatty acid metabolic process
Cellular component (GO): endoplasmic reticulum; membrane
Molecular function (GO): long-chain fatty acid-CoA ligase activity
Source: RefSeq, a predicted model, not a curated record
UUAGCGAUUCCCCGAUUAUUGCGUAUUGCACGGAUUUGUAGUGCGUUCGGUGCGAGGUUUGCCGAUGGAUACAUUGCGAUAAGACCCGCGCGAUAAUUACAUACUGAGUGAAUGUCAGCCAUAUGUGAACUUCCAUGUAAUCUGCAAAUGAGUUUGUUAGCAAAAACAAUGGAAAUAUCGGUAGCUGGCAAAUAUACUUGAAGUUCAAGUUUGCAGAGGAAUGCUAUUUUUCCUUUAGGAUAACGUGUGCGUGUCAUAUGAUCCUCCCGGUUCCUGCUACAAUUUCCGGCGAAUUACAAGAUUUGCGCCAAUGCAACUAAAUAAAUUGAAUUACAAUUAGUAUAAUUUAAUCCGGCGAUUAUUUCGGAUUCGGACGGGCUUCGGGCCACUUUAUUCCAUCUUCUGUCGGAGAGUAAAUUUUACUUUUACAAGUUUUCGGAUUUGGACUUGCAACCGGCGAAAAAAUGAAAUUUAAAUUGUGGCUAUCCGCGAAAAUUGCGGUCAUCCUCCAGACUGCAGCCUGGAUAAUUACGUCGGCACUGGAAAAAGUCCUCUUUGGUGUGGGGGAGCACAUUUACGGCAAGCGUCGGAAAAAUUUGUCGGAUUGCGAGGACGAUGGAAUUAUUCAUCGUCGGCGUACAGUCACCAAUUCUGACCAGAAAUUACGGAUGGUCUUUCCUGAUACGGUUUUUGACGUGUUAUAUUUUGGAAAGCAGAUGUCUGAUAACGGUCCUUGUGUUGGCUACCGGCCCAGCAAGGAUGCCGCAUACGUGUAUCUCUCCUAUGAAGAACUGCUUCAACGGGCACGUGAUUUCGGUGCGGGAUUGUUGGCGUUGGGUGGUCGUACGGAGAAUGACUGCCUGGUGGGAUUGUUUGCCAAGACCUGUCUAGAGUGGACCGUGGCGGAGUAUGGAUGCCUGGCGUACGGUAUGAUCACCGCGCCGCUGUACGAAUCACUGGGCAGCGACUCCUGCUUCCAGGUCGUCGAAUUCUAUGAGAUCGAAAUAAUGUUUUGCGGUGGGGAUACUCAAGUCAGAGCGCUGAUGGGUAAAGGUCAGUUUCCUACCAAUCUGCGUACCAUUAUCACCAUCGAGCCACUGCCAGAUAAUCGCGUCAUUGAAAUCGAAAGCCUUGGCGUCAAAGUCCUAACCAUGGCCGCCGUCGAGGAGCUGGGACGAUUGAAUCCGCGACCAAUCCAGCCGUCAAAACCGGAUGAGCUUGCUACGCUCAUCUUAACGAGCGGAACCACGGGAAUGGCCAAAGGAGUGAUGAUUACACACCGAGAAAUGAUAUUGUGCAUGAAAUCCCUUCUGUCUACGUUAGUACCACAUCGGUUUACUCCCGAUGAUGCCGCUCUGGGUUUUCUACCGUUGCCCCAUGUGUUUGAGCGCAUGAUCGAAAAGAUCAUUCUUAUCCAUGGCGGCCGAGUGGGUUACAUCAGCGGAGAUAUGACAACGCUGUUCAAGGACGCUCGCGAUGUCAAACCGACCUUUUUCCCCUUUGUUCCCCGUCUCAUGACGCGCUUCUACGACCAAAUCCAGACGGAUCUCAGCCGGUCACCGUGGCGCUUUUUCCUGGCCAAGGUGGCGUUGGCCUUCAAGAAACUGGAGAUGCAGCGCGGGGUGUUUCGAAAUGACUCCAUCUGGGAUCGGCUGAUUUUCAAACGCUUUCAGAAUAUGCUCGGCGGGAAGGUGCGAGCGGGUGUCACCGGGUCGGCCGCCACGGACGGAGAGAUUCUGAAUUUUGCACGGGCCGUUUUCGGGUGCUAUAUUUUUGAAGUAUACGGCCAGUCGGAAUGUUGUGGUCCCAUCACGUGUACCCCGUACGGUGUGGUCUCAACCGACCAUGUGGGAGUGCCCUUUUUCGGGGUGGAGGUCAAGUUGGUAGAUGUACCGGAAAUGGGAUACUUUGCCGCGGACGGUAAAGGCGAAGUGUGUGCGCGAUCCGAUUUCACCAUGGAUGGAUACUUUAAGAUGCCGGAGAAAACAGCCGAGGCCAUUGAUAAGGACCGAUGGCUACAUACCGGCGACAUUGGAAUGUGGCUGCCGAACGGGAAUCUCAAAAUCUUUGACCGUAAAAAACACAUCUUUAAGUUAAGUCAAGGCGAGUAUCUGGCGCCGGAGCGUCUGGAGAGCAUUUUCGCACGAUCCAAUCUGCUAAUCAACGUUUUCGUCGAUGGCGACAGUAAAUACCCGUACUGUGUGGGCUUGAUCUAUCCGAAUUACGACGCACUGGGUGGUCCCAAAGAUAAGAUUCCGGUGGAUGUGGUGAACAAGACGAUCAUGGAGGAAUUGCAGCGCGUGGGCAAAGAAGCCAAACUGAAGUCAUACGAGAUUCCUAGGAAAAUCUGCAUCUUAGACGAGCCGUUCACAGAGGAGAAUGGUUGUGUGACGGGUUCACAGAAGACCCGGCGGGAGGGUGUACGAACGAGAUACCGUGACAAGAUCGCCGCGCUUUACAAGGAAACUGAUGGGAAACAAUCGAAUGGCAACGGGAAAAUUGUUUCGUAAAAUAUAUUGUUUACCUAGUCUUGAUACAGUUGCAUACUGCACCCGCGUAUCCGGGGUGGCUUUGACAUACCUGAGAUUGGAAUAGUGUCUUUCUUCUGCGACUAUAUACUGUCGAAUUUCUGUAGUCAGAUGCGCACUCUGAGCUUUUGGAUUUUGUCUUUUUGAUAUUCAGCUCACUGAUUCGGUCGUUGCGCCACGUAGCAGUAUUAUUGCUGUAUCACUUUUAUGACAAAAAUAUUUAAGUACGAUAAAUAUUAAAUACAAU